Amphiprion ocellaris (clown anemonefish) is the source of this 1809-nucleotide messenger RNA. It is a transcript of the gene mvda, whose product is annotated as mevalonate (diphospho) decarboxylase a. Gene Ontology annotation, biological process: isopentenyl diphosphate biosynthetic process, mevalonate pathway; isoprenoid biosynthetic process. Gene Ontology annotation, cellular component: cytosol. NCBI's taxonomy places the organism in Eukaryota, Metazoa, Chordata, Actinopteri, Pomacentridae. The transcript has 10 exons. Bases 96 to 1304 code for a protein of 402 amino acids. Gene Ontology annotation, molecular function: ATP binding; diphosphomevalonate decarboxylase activity. The record is from RefSeq and is a predicted model, not a curated record.
AGUGUAAAUCCCAAACACGAGAAGAUCCACGUUCAGUGUGUUUUAGAAUAUUCUGGUAGUUUUAACAGUAUAACAAGAAUUUUACAUUCAGCAGAAUGCCUGAGAAUAAUAUGGACAAGCCAAAAAUAGUGACAUGCACCGCACCUGUGAAUAUAGCUGUCAUUAAAUACUGGGGGAAGAGAAAUGAAGAAUUAAUUCUACCCAUUAACUCAUCCCUGAGUGUCACAUUACAUCAGGACCAGCUCAAAACAACCACAACAGUUGCAACCAGCAGAUCUUUUCAAGAGGAUCGAAUAUGGCUCAAUGGCAAAGAGGAGGACAUAACUCAUCCAAGACUACAGUCCUGUCUGAGAGAGAUUCGACGACUAGCACGGAAGAGACGUAAUGAUGGAGACCCUAGUUUGGAUUCAACUGGUUUGUCACACAAAGUCCACAUUUGCUCAGUGAACAACUUCCCCACAGCAGCUGGACUCGCCUCUUCAGCUGCGGGGUUCGCCUGUCUAGUUUACACUCUGGCUCGGGUGUUUGGCGUGGAAGGAGAGUUGUCUGGGAUUGCUCGUCAAGGCUCGGGCAGCGCAUGCAGGAGCAUGUAUGGAGGGUUUGUCCAGUGGAUCAUGGGAGAAAAAGAGGAUGGGAAGGACAGUCUAGCCCAGCAGGUGGAGCCACAGACUCACUGGCCUGAGCUCAGAAUCCUUGUAGUAGUGGCCAGUGCAGAAAGGAAGCCAGUAGGCAGCACCUCUGGGAUGCAGACCAGCGUACAAACAAGCUGUCUACUAAAGCACCGUGCUCAGUCUGUUGUCCCGGAGCGGAUGGUGGAAAUGAUUGAUGCAGUGCGAAGAAAGGACUUCCCUGCAUUUGCUGAGCUAACCAUGAAGGACAGUAACCAGUUCCAUGCCACCUGCCUUGACACUUACCCUCCGAUCUUUUACCUCAGUAGUGUGUCUCAUCAGGUCAUCAGCUUGGUGCAUCGGUAUAACAAGCAUUAUGGGGAGACGAGGGUCGCCUACACUUUUGAUGCAGGACCCAAUGCUGUUAUCUUCACUUUAGAGCAACAUGUUCCUGAGUUUGUCCAGGCGGUUCAGCAUUUCUUCCCCCCUGACACUAACGGAGAAGACUUUAUUAAGGGUCUUCCAGUCAGCCAUGCUGCUCUUUCUGAGGAGCUGAAACGGGGUAUUGGUCUGGAGCCAAUGGCAAAGGGAAUAAACUACAUCAUUAGUACCAAGGCUGGACCUGGUCCUUGUGUGGUCGAGGAUCCCACUCAGCAUCUGCUGUUAUCUGAUGGUUUGCCCAAGAAAACUAUGUGAUGCCCUGCAGCCCUGAAGAGACAAGUUCUACUGAGCAAUACUGAAGCCACUUCAGCAGAGUUAACAUUUGCAUUAUCAGAUGCAGCCAUAAAUAGCCAAAAGCAAAACCAGGAACCUCCCUUGUCAAUGUGGACACUAAUAUGACUCUCUUCAUUCAAACGACACUGAUGUACUCUUCUCCUCUUUCAGUCCCCCAGUAUGUGUAGCUCUCUGCACAAUAAGAUCAGGUUUGUCUUAUGAUAUUUCAUUGUAUCUACAGGUAGAUACUGUUUUACAUUCAUGUAAUGGGUUCAGUUGUAGACUUGAGCAUGUACUCGACUCUCAGGUAGCAAAUAAAUACUCCAAACACUGAGUGGUUCACUGCAGCUGGCCCUGUCCUCGCUGACCCUUUUGAGCAAAUGAUCACUACUGGGGGGGUUGAAUAUGCGUGUCUGUGACUUCAUGGAGUUUUUCCAUCAUCUUCUUUUGUGUAAAAUUAAAUAAAAAUAUAUUUUAGUCAAGAUAA